This is a messenger RNA of Cucurbita moschata (crookneck pumpkin), 2414 nucleotides long. Its product is annotated as peroxisomal acyl-coenzyme A oxidase 1-like. Gene Ontology annotation, molecular function: fatty acid binding; FAD binding; acyl-CoA oxidase activity. Gene Ontology annotation, biological process: fatty acid beta-oxidation using acyl-CoA oxidase; long-chain fatty acid metabolic process; lipid homeostasis. The transcript is spliced from 14 exons. Bases 294 to 2285 code for a protein of 663 amino acids. NCBI's taxonomy places the organism in Eukaryota, Viridiplantae, Streptophyta, Magnoliopsida, Cucurbitales, Cucurbitaceae. Gene Ontology annotation, cellular component: peroxisome. The record is from RefSeq and is a predicted model, not a curated record.
UCUGUGGAUGAGAAAUAAAUAACUCCAGGAUACUUGCCAAAAAAAAGUGAGGAGUCUAUGGACAAGGGCUAUGGUCAUAUGAACACGAGCUUAAAUGCGAAAAGUAAUCGAAAUUAUCGAAGAAGUGAACUUGGACAAGGAAAUGCUGCCUUAAAUACCCACGAGCUCCAUUGCAUUUCGGCGUGAUUUGCCACUCGUUUACGUUAUCUGAAAGCAUUUUGCGAAGGUUUUUCCAUUUGGGGUUUUUGAUUUUGGUGAUUGAAGUUCUUUUUUGAAUUCUUUUUGAGGAACAAAUGGAGGGCGUUGAUCAUCUUGCGCAUGAGAGGAACAGCGCGCAAUUUGAUGUCGAUGAGAUGAAGAUCGUUUGGGCGGGUUCUCGUCAUGCAUAUGAAGUGUCUGAUAGAAUGUCUCGCCUGGUUGCUAAUGAUCCAGCGUUUCGAAAGGACAGUAGGGCUCAAUUGACAAGGAAGGAGCUGUUUAAGAACACUCUUAGAAAAGCAACUUAUGCAUGGAAGAGGAUUCUUGAGCUUAAACUUUCUGAGGAGGAAGCUGGUAGAUUAAGGUUCUUUGUGGAUGAGCCAGCAUUUACAGAUCUUCAUUGGGGAAUGUUCGUUCCAUUUCUAAAAGGGCAAGGAACUGAGGAGCAGCUACAAAAGUGGUUGCCAUUGGCAAAUAAGUUGCAAAUAAUUGGCUGCUAUGCUCAAACUGAACUCGGUCAUGGUUCAAAUGUUCAAGGGCUUGAAACAACUGCAACAUUUGAUCCAAAGACAGAUGAAUUUGUUAUACAUAGUCCUACGCUUACAUCGAGCAAAUGGUGGCCUGGUGGUUUGGGUAAGGUUUCAACACAUGCAGUUGUAUUUGCUCGUCUUAUCACCGACGGUCGGGACUAUGGAGUGCAUGGUUUCAUGGUCCAGAUAAGGAGUUUGGAUGAUCACUCAGUUCUACCAGGCAUAACCAUUGGAGAUAUUGGUAUGAAAUUUGGAAAUGGAGCUUACAAUACUAUGGAUAACGGGGUCAUGCACUUUGAUCAUUUCCGCAUACCGAGAGACCAACUUUUGACGAGGAUUUCUCAAGUUACAAGAGAAGGGAAAUGCGUGCAAUCAGAUGCUCCGCGACAACUAGUUUACGGCACUAUGGUAUUCGUUAGAAAAGCAAUUGUAAUUGAUGCUUCAAAUGCCUUAUCACGUGCAGUCUGCAUCGCUACUAGGUACAGCGCUGUUCGUAGACAAUUCGGAUCACAGGAUGGCGUGGAAACCCAGGUGAUCAAUUAUAAAACGCAACAGAGUAGGCUAUUCCCUUUGCUGGCUUCUGCCUAUGCUUUCAGAUUUGUUGGUGAAUGGUUACAAUGGCUAUAUACGGAUGUGACUCAGAGACUGGCAGCUAGCGAUUUCUCAACGCUACCUGAGGCUCAUGCAUGCACUGCCGGGUUGAAGUCGAUCACAACGGCUGCAACCGCUGAUGGGAUCGAGGAGUGUCGGAAGUUAUGCGGUGGCCAUGGUUACCUGUGUAGCAGCGGGCUUCCCGAGUUGUUUGCAGUUUAUGUCCCUGCCUGUACUUAUGAAGGAGACAAUGUUGUGCUACUCUUACAGGUUGCACGAUUUCUCGUAAAGACUGUGUCCCAGGUGGCGUCUGGUAAGAAGCCCGUCGGUACAACAGCUUACAUGGGACGAUUACAACAUCUUAUGGAAUCCUCUUGCAAAGUUCAGAAAGCUGAGGACUGGUUAAACCCGAGCGUCGUUCUUGAGGUUUUCGAAGCACGGUCGGCUAGGAUGUCCGUUGAAUGUGCCAAAAGACUUAGCGAGUUUACCAAUCAAGAAGAAGGUUUUCAGGAACUUUCUCCUAGUUUAGUUGAGGCUGCAGCUGCGUAUUGCCAACUAAUUAUUGUUUCCAAAUACAUUGAGAAACUUCAGGGAGACAUACCUGGAAAGGGAAUAAAAGAGCAACUGCAGAUUCUUUGCAGUGUUUAUGCUUUGUAUACACUUCACAAACACAAGGGUGAUUUUCUUUCCACUUCCACCAUCACUCCCAAACAGGCUUCACUUGCUGAUGAUCAACUCAGAUCUCUAUAUUCCCAGGUUCGGCCAAAUGCAAUUGCUCUAGUCGAUGCGUUUAACUACACCGACCAUUACCUCGGUUCUAUUCUCGGCCGUUACGAUGGGAAUGUUUACCCAAACCUGUACGAUGAGGCGUGGAAGGAUCCUUUGAACGACUCCGCUAUACCUGAUGGCUACCAUGAAUAUAUCAAGCCAUUGCUUAAGCAGCAGCUCAGAAAUGCAAGGCUAUGAAGAACAUGACAGUGUAACAAAAUGUUGUGUUCUUGAUAAUUUGUAAUAAAUCCAUGGAUUCGGCUUGUAAUUCCAUGGUCUUGUAUGAAUUCACAUUAAUUUAGAUCCAAUUACUGCUAUUAAAUUGAA